AACAUACUGUAAUUGAGAGAACAUAUUGGAAGAAUGUCUAUUAUUGUUGUCAUUUUCUCUGUUUUCAUCUGUCAUAUCUCAAGUACUGACGUUAUGCUUCAAUAUGAGGCGAGUGAAGUCACUGGAGAUCAAAUGCCUGACCAGGUCAAUGUAACUUUUAGCACAGAAACAAAAUCUGUAACCAAACUUAAUCUCAGACGCUCGCGGCAUUUUAACCUCAAUAUUCCUUUGUAUAGUUUGGACACCGACCAGGAAGGAAUUUUCCAUAGACAUAAAGUGAAAACCAGACCCAAAAAGUUAUAACCUCUUUACAGCGGAUGGUAACAAUAAUAAACAAGAUACCUUAGGCCUUGCAUCUAAGAAAGUUGCAGAAGAAAGUAUGGAAAAGGCUGCAAGGGAAGUGAAAGAAAAGGUUGGGAUCAGCAACGAAGAAGGCAUCACUGACUGCGGUGUGAGCGUUGUUGGGACAUGGCAGCGUCGAGGGCACUCGAGCCAUCAUGGCGUUGUUACAGCCAUAUCAAUAGAAACAGCCUCUCAGCAUGUCACGACGGAGAAAACAAUCUCUGCAACGCUUCAGAGAGAUACAUUAUGGGUUCUCCUGAUGCGAAAAAAAAGCCUGGGACAGAGUAUAAUCCAUGGCUGUUCUCUCCCUGCAGUGUCAGUUACUUUACCAGCUUUUUGAAGAAAAAAUUGAGCUCCAGGCUUCCGAAUCUAGACGCUCUAUCACUGAAAUCUGCCAAGCAAUGUUAUGUGCAGAUGUUUUAAGAGGGUUAUGUAUCCCGCAGAUAGCACUCAUUGGAACAUCUUGUGGCGAUGGAAAGGUCUGCAUAAAUGGACAAUGUGUCAGCGACCCAUACGCUCCUCAAAUUGAUGAAAACUGUGCAUUUGGAGACAGACCGAGCUAUUCUUGCAGUUUGUUUAUCAAUGACUUUAUGGGCAACAGUUACUCUACUCUUGGCUAUCGAGCAUGUUGUGACACGUGUAACAAUGCGUCUAGGCCCGUGAAAGGCUGUGAAUACGGAGAUAGAAUCAUCGAUUGUACAAAAGAUCACUGCUUGAAUUCUCAAGUGGAUUGCUGCGGCACGUGUAACUAUGGCACACCCUUUACCCCAACGUACAGCACCAGAAGAAGCUCACCUAAAAGAUUAGCCACGACAGUAAAUCCCCUUGUGCUAUUCACUUCAAUUAAAGAUUGUGAACAAGGAGAUCAAGACUUGAGACCAGAACUGUGCACUAACUUUAGCGUCUGCCUAAUACAGCCAACACAGUGCUGUCACUACUGCUCGUCAUAUUACACGUCUGCAACUACAAGUACCACGACAACGAGACCAUUGAUACCAUCCACUUCACCCAAAACUAAAUGUGAACCGGGAGAUUUAGAUUUGAGACCCGAACAAUGUCUUAGCCCUAGUGUCUGCAAGACACAGCCAUUACAGUGCUGUAACUAUUGCUCGUUUUAUUUCAAAACUGAAUCAAUUACCACACCAACAAUACCAUUUAUUACACCCAUUUCACCAAAACGUAAGAUAUUUAGAAUAUAUUUGUAAUCAAUUCGACACCUAAACACUUAGACGACUUAGAUCUAGAGCUAGGCCUAGUUGAAGUAGUCCUGAACAUGACAUCUGUACUCGGCAUUUGUAACCGUGUUUGUAUUCAUAUCGAUACAGCGCUGGUGGCGACUUGGGUAGAGUUAAUGGUGUGUGUACAACUAGCACAAGUAACAGAGGCCAGCGCUAGGUGAAUCAGGGCCGACCUUAUGAGAUUGGAAGUCAUAGGCGAAGUGAAUUUUGGUGAAAUAUAAAAUUUAUGCCAAGUGAAAAUAUAAAUAUAUAUAAGACUGAAACAAAGAAAUUACGCAUUUUAAAUUAUUAAAAAACUUACCUGUAUGAUGUAGAGCUUAGAGCUAGACCAGUAGACAGUGAGCUAUAGACUUAAAUUCUGUUUGAGAUUUGAUCUGGAUGAUGUAGAGCUUAGAGCUAGACCUGUAGACAUUGAGCUAUAGACUUUUGUUUGAGAUUUGAUCUGGAUGAUUUAGAGCUAGACCAGUAGACAUUGAGCUAUAGAAUUCUGUUAGUUUGAGAUUUGAUCUGUAUGAUGUACAGCUUAGAGCUAGACCAGUAGACAUUGAGCUAUAGACUUCUGUUUGAGAUUUGAUCUGGAUGAUGUAGAGCUUAGAGCUAGACCAGUAGACAUUGAGCUAUAGACUUCUGAUAGUUUGAGAUUUGAUCUGUAUGAUCUAGAGCUUAGAGCUAGACCAGUAGACAUUGAGCUAUAGACUUCUGAUAGUUUGAGAUUUGAUCUGUAUGAUCUAGAGCUUAAAGCUAGACCAGUAGACAUUGAGCUUGUUAGACACCUUAUUUAUAUAGGUUAGUUAUUUAGCAACGCACCAUAGAAGACGCAUAUUGAACGGGACUAGUGACGUUUGGGAUAUGUUGGGUUAGAGACCGGAAAAUCAGUUAGCGAUAGAAUAUUCCAGGGUAACGACGUGUUUAGUGACAGGGACUUCUACUGUGGCCUUUUUAUCAGAAUAAACCUAUGUUGAAUAGUUCAUCAGAGUUGACUACAUCUCUUCACUUGUUAAAACAGGUGUUGUUUUAUUCUAUAUGUAUUGUUGUUCAACUACACGGAAUACACCCGAACAUCUAUACUCAAACGCUUGCAGAGUAAUUUGGUUGAAAUCCAACAGUCAUCCAUAGUUGACUUCAAGACAGCCUGAAUAAGCAACAUCACAGUGGCGACCCCCGACGCUCGAAGCCGAACCUCGAAGCCGAACAUCGAACCGGACCUCGAAGCUGAACGUUUACUCAGGUGAGGGUCGUGCACUCGAAGUUAUAAAGUUUCAUCGGAGUACGGCUGAACACAGAAUCAUCGCAGAGUGACUUUGUUCUAGAUCUACAUGCAGUCGUCACCUGUUUGAUCGCACGUUCAACGAGCCGUUAACUCAGGGUGACCUUCGUCAGGACAGUAAUCAUCGCAACGCCUGAUCUUCAUAUGCUGAAUCGACCUACAACCAGAGAAACCGUUCAUUCAUAACGGGUGAGAGAUCGUUAGUGAACCUGUUGGACAUAUUUUUUCUUCGUCAUAGGAGCCACAUCGAGUAUCAAGUUUUACCUCGUCAGUUUCGAGAAGGACAGUUUGCCCGCUGUCAGAAGUAUUGUGAGUACUACAAGUUUGGUAGCUAACUAAAUCGAAAUCGCUCUGUCGUCGUACCCUUUGAGAGAUUCUUGUGGAGCAGUUUGCUCAUUGAACCGGUUGCUUGCCACUUUUAUAACGGUCACUGUGUUUAACCUUUGGAAGGUUAGUAAAAUCGUAUUUUUCGUUGCUGGACAUUGAUAUAUUUAGUAUUCGUUGGUCUAGACGAUAUCUAGACGUGCUGAUAUUGAAGUUGUGGAAACAGCUACAUCCACUUAAUUCGUUGAAAACGGUUAAUCGUGUAACGGAACGUCGUCGGAGGUGACCUUGGUCUCACCUAGUCUACAUUGGACAGUUUGGUCUAGUGAAGCAACGUACAACAGCAAACUUCGUCGUACUACCAGAGUAGCAGCAGAAGCAGUGAACUAUUUUAGAGAACCGUUAUUCGUCAGCCCAGAUCAAGUCAUCGUCAAGAAAGCCGUUAUUCGUCAACCCAGAUCAAGUCAUCGUCAAGAAAUUCGUUAUUCGGCAGUCGUCCAGAUCAAGUUGCCGUCAAGAGACUGUUAUUUGUCAGUAGUCACCUACACAAAUCAAGUCAUCGCCAGAAGAACCGUUAACCUAUUCGUCAGUAACUGUGUACACAAAGUCGUCGGAACUACACAUACGGUCAUCAACAGUCGCCGAAGGAACUGAAACAUUUUGCUGUGGCAUAUCAGGACAUCUGUGGCAUUACAUGGGAUACUCGACACGGAUUGUAUCCACUGGUAGCACCGGAGAACAGAGUCAGAACUGGAAGAGAGGCAGUGGAAUUUGUUGUGAUCUAGCAUAUUCGGGAGUCCGAACAAAGGGAUCUUUCUUAUCAAAAGCUAAGUGCCAUUUUUCUUAUUAGUAUAUGUUUAGAUUGCCCUUAGAAAUAGAUUUUGUCUAAAUUUGGUAUGUUAGCCUGAGUAAAAUUCAGGUGGUGCUGAAGCCUUAAACCCGUUCGGGGUAAAGACAUAAUUUAGAUGAAAAGCUAUAUUAUACGUUUAGGGUUGUAAUUUGUUUUGUUUGUGUAAACGUCAUAUCCGUUGUUGCCUAGUUACUUCGUGACGUUAUCAUUGUGUGCCAUAUUGUCAUAUCCCAACCCAUAGCGAUAGUCUCAUUUAAUUAUUUCAUUUGUUUAUAUUAUUUUAAAUUAUUUAUUUUUAUUAAUUUAAUUAGAUCUGUAAUUUUUUUUCACUCAAUGAUAGAAAGUGCGGGUAGGAUUCUUUUACUGUGAAUCAGACUAAAAUAAUUUUAGUUUGAGCGGUUAAAAUCAAAUAUGAUUUUGCCAUGAGAAUAAUGCCGAAACUGGCUAUGUAGUCAAACACUGUCGUCUGGCUAAAUAUAGAUCUACAAAUUUUGUACAUCUCUUUGGUACAUUUGAUUAUCUAGACUCGAAUUUGGAAUAUUAUCAUUAAUUGAAAGAUGAAUGAAGAUUACUGCCAGUGAAGAACAUUUGUGAUGUAUGACAUGCCCAUAAGAUGCCACAUUUUCCUCCAUGAUGAACUGUGUACUAAUGAAGAUGAUUCUGGAAUGUUAUGAACAUUGACAUUGAAUAUAAGGAACUGUCAAGUCAAGAUGAAGAUGUCAAGAUUUUAUGUUUGUUGUCUUCCCCUUAAAUUGAAAAUGCCCUUGUAAGACUUGACAGUAGUGGAAAAAUAUUGACAUAUUUUUUUUUCAAGGGGGGGAGGAAUCUGUUAGACACCUUAUUUAUAUAGGUUAGUUAUUUAGCAACGCACCAUAGAAGACGCAUAUUGAACGGGACUAGUGACGUUUGGGAUAUGUUGGGUUAGAGACCGAAAAAUCAGUUAGCGAUAGAAUAUUCCAGGGUAACGACGUGUUUAGUGACAGGGACUUCUACUGUGGCCUUUUUAUCAGAAUAAACCUAUGUUGAAUAGUU
Biomphalaria glabrata is the source of this 5053-nucleotide messenger RNA. RefSeq lists its product as uncharacterized. NCBI's taxonomy places the organism in Eukaryota, Metazoa, Mollusca, Gastropoda, Planorbidae. The coding region runs from base 636 to 1547 and encodes 303 amino acids. The transcript is spliced from 12 exons. The record is from RefSeq and is a predicted model, not a curated record.